UGCUGAGGCAUCGCAACCCACCAUAUAUACCCUAUUUCAUUUUUCACUGUGUAGCUUAGGCAGUGUCUUCAUUUCUUCCACAAGUGUGUCUUGGUCCUCUUCUUCUUCCUCCUCUCAACAGGUUGUGAACCGCAAAAAAACGCCAAGAUGUCUGACAAAAAGAUGAAUUCCAGCCGCAGGCAUCACCUGAAGAGUCUGAUCCUGUCGAUCGCUCAGAAAUGGCUGGAAACGGAGAAGAAGGAAGACAUCGCGGCGAAGGAGGCCUACAUGGCCGAAAACUGUCCUGCCCCGAAGACCAGCGGAGACCAGGCCACCCUGAUGGAAUUCUGCAAGAAGCUCCACGGCAUCAUUGACAAGAUCGAUGAGGAGAGAUAUGACAUCGAGUCCAAAGUGCAGAAGUGUGACAAAGAGAUUGAAGACCUGAGGAUCAAAGUGGUGGAUCUGAGAGGAGUGAAGAAACCCGCUCUGAAGAAAGUGCGUAUGUCUGCCGACACCAUGCUGAAGGCUCUGCUGGGCUCCAAGCACACAGUCAACAUGGACCUGAGGGCCAACCUGAAGCAGGUCAAGAAGGAGGUCAAAGAGGAGCCGACAGAAGCUGCUGGCGACUGGCGUAAGAACAUUGAGGAUAAGGCCGACAGGAAGAAGAUGUUUGAGACCGCCUAAACGUAUCGCUGCUGUUUGUCUUUGUGUUUAUAUGAACUCCACGUGUGUUGGUUGAAGCCGGUGGUACUGAACAGCAGCAGGUUAGCGUGUCUGAGAGGAGUCGCUCUGAAGGAAAGUUAAAGCUGUUUGAGGAUUUUAUUUUUUAUUUUAUUGUCUGGCGCUUUGUUUGUCUGGAUGGAGGAGGAGGAGGUUCACACACAACACCAAGUCUUAAACUCCACACAUUCAGGGAAACAUUCACACUAACUGAACCAUGUUGAAUAAAAACAAUAAAGUCAAAUGUGGAAGAAAAUGA
Sebastes umbrosus (honeycomb rockfish) is the source of this 958-nucleotide messenger RNA. Its product is annotated as troponin I, fast skeletal muscle-like. Bases 148 to 663 code for a protein of 171 amino acids. NCBI's taxonomy places the organism in Eukaryota, Metazoa, Chordata, Actinopteri, Perciformes, Sebastidae. The record is from RefSeq and is a predicted model, not a curated record. Gene Ontology annotation, cellular component: troponin complex. The transcript is spliced from 7 exons. Gene Ontology annotation, biological process: muscle contraction.